Prunus armeniaca (apricot) is the source of this 228-nucleotide messenger RNA. The record is from the annotation of a GenBank genome assembly. NCBI's taxonomy places the organism in Eukaryota, Viridiplantae, Streptophyta, Magnoliopsida, Rosales, Rosaceae.
AUGGCAAAGAAUCCAGUUUUCCAUCAGAAAACCAGACACAUUAGUCGAAAGUUUCACUUCAUUAGAGAAUCUAUUCAAGCAAAGGAGAUUGAACUAAUCUACUGCACAACAGAAGAUCAUAUCGCAAACAUUCUAACCAAGGCUUUGUCCAAGGAUUGUUUUGUGUAUCUAAGAGAUCUACUUGGUGUGAAAUCAACCAAAGGGUUAGAAGGGAGUGUUGAUGUGUAA